This is a messenger RNA of Aspergillus wentii DTO 134E9, 2094 nucleotides long. RefSeq names its product citrin. Gene Ontology annotation, molecular function: L-aspartate transmembrane transporter activity; calcium ion binding; L-glutamate transmembrane transporter activity. NCBI's taxonomy places the organism in Eukaryota, Fungi, Ascomycota, Eurotiomycetes, Eurotiales, Aspergillaceae. The coding region runs from base 1 to 2094 and encodes 697 amino acids. The record is from RefSeq and is a predicted model, not a curated record. The transcript has 4 exons. Gene Ontology annotation, biological process: aspartate transmembrane transport; L-glutamate transmembrane transport; malate-aspartate shuttle.
AUGGCCGGUGUCAAAGAGACAGUUAAGCAGUCCCUGGUGGGCAGCUCAGAGGAGCCUAAGCUGUCGCAGCAGAUCAAAACCAACUUCUUCCACCACGCUCGCAAAGAUGAGUCGACCGGCGAAUUCUACUUGAACGAGGACGACUUUAUCAAUGCUGUUGCUCCCAAGCAUGAAGACUAUCACAAAAUCAAACGCGAGCAAUAUGGCAUCCUCUUCAGAGUCGCCGACACCCGGCGAACAGGCCAGGUCAACCUCGCCGACUGGGCGACAUUCGAGAAUCUCCUCGCAAAGCCCGACGCCGAGUACGAGAUCGCUUUCCGUCUGUUUGAUAUCGAACGAACAGGCUCCGUCAAGUGGGAAACCUUCCAGAACCUUUACAACUUGAACAAGAGCAGUGACGCUAUCCCCUUCGACUGGAAUUCGGAAUGGGCUUCUUUGUACACGGGACGGACCAAGAGCCGACACGACAUGACUUACCCCCAGUUUGCUCAGAUGCUGCGCGGCUUGCAGGGUGAGCGUAUCAGACAAGCUUUCCACUCUUUUGACAAGGAUGGCGACGGCUACAUCGAGCCCCAGGAGUUCCAGCGCAUCAUUCUCGAGACCUCCCGACACAAGCUGUCCGACUACCUCCUGGAAAACCUGCCUAGUCUUUGCAACAUCUCCGCAGGUACCAAGAUCUCCUACGCCACUGUCCGUGCUUUCCAGAACGUCAUGCGCGAGAUGGACAUCAUCGAUGUCGUUGUACGCGAAGCCACCCAGAAGAGCGAUGACGGCAAGAUCACUCGGACCGAUUUCCUAAACGAGGCCGCCCGUACCACGCGCUUCUCUCUCUUCACUCCUAUGGAAGCCGACAUUCUGUUCCAUUUCGCCGGAUUGGAUGCACCUUCUGGACGACUCUCACAGAAAGAUUUCGCCAAGGUCAUUGAUGCCUCUUGGCGCACACCAUACGCAGUUGCUAGCCAUGCUAUUACGUCCGCAUCAGGUGCUGCAGACAAGGCGGCUGAAGCCGGAAAAUCGCUGCUGCACGGUGUCCUGGAGUCUGUCCACCACUUUGCGCUUGGCAGUCUUGCUGGUGCUUUUGGUGCCUUCAUGGUUUACCCAAUUGAUCUUGUCAAGACGCGCAUGCAAAACCAGCGUUCUUCCCGCCCUGGCGAGAGAUUGUACAACAACUCUAUUGACUGCGCGAAGAAGGUUAUCCGAAAUGAAGGAUUUCUGGGCCUGUACUCCGGUGUCAUCCCUCAACUGAUCGGUGUCGCUCCGGAGAAGGCUAUCAAGCUUACCGUCAAUGACCUCGUCCGUGGAUACUUCACCAAAGAAAAUGGCAAGAUCUGGUAUGGACAUGAGGUUAUCGCUGGUGGUACUGCAGGUGCUUGCCAAGUUGUUUUCACCAACCCCUUGGAAAUCGUCAAGAUUCGUCUGCAGGUUCAGGGUGAGAUCGCCAAGACUGUCGAGGGUGCCCCUCGUCGCUCGGCUCUCUGGAUUAUCAAGAACUUGGGAUUGAUGGGACUAUACAAGGGUGCCAGCGCGUGCCUUCUGCGUGAUGUCCCCUUCUCCGCCAUUUACUUCCCCACCUACUCGCACUUGAAGACAGAAAUGUUCGGCGAGUCUUCUACCCACAAGCUGGGUGUCGUGCAGCUCCUCACAGCCGGUGCUAUUGCCGGUAUGCCUGCUGCCUACCUCACAACGCCUUGCGAUGUCAUCAAGACCCGUCUGCAGGUCGAGGCCCGUAAAGGAGAGGUCAAGUACACAGGCCUGCGCCACUGUGCCACUUCCAUCCUCAAGGACGAGGGAUUCAAGGCUUUCUUCAAGGGUGGUCCUGCCCGUAUUCUCCGAUCCUCCCCGCAAUUCGGUUUCACCCUGGCGGCCUAUGAGGUUCUGCAGAAGAUGCUUCCCAUGCCUGGAACCCAACCCGAACCUUCUCCCUCUGGACAGGUAGAGCCCGGUCUCGGGAUGCAAGGUGCUAAGGCUCCUCUCCCAUAUCUGAGAUCAAGAAACGCCCUGAAGCUCAUCCUUGAUCUGGAUGAGAACAUUGGUCGCGUUCAGAUCCCCAAGGCCGAAAACUGGCCCAAGUUCCUCCAGAGCAACAAGCAAUGA